GACCUUUUCCGACACAAGUCCUCAUGACGCGGUAGCAGCAGCAGACAGCUGGAGAAGAGCUCAGUUUUCAGGUAAAAAUGGCAGUGGAGAAGCGCCUGGCGUUCUCGAUUGUGCAGUUCCUACGAGAUCAAACACACUGCGGCGCUUUGAAUUCCGACGAGCAGGAAAGCCUCGAAGUGGCGAUACAGUGUUUGGAGACCACGUUUAAGAUCAGCUCCAGUGACUGUCACCUGGCUGUGCCGCAGCCUCUCACUGAGAUAUUCCUCAAUUCACUGCUGAAGAACGACAACAUAACCGUACCCGAGACGUCCCCGUCUCCCGAAGACAUCGAGCGAGCAGAGCAGCUGAAGAAUGAAGGGAAUAAUCACAUGAAGGAGGAGAACUACAGAUGUGCGGUGGAGUGCUACACAAAGGCCAUAGAUCUGGACCUAAGAAACGCCGUGUACUACUGCAACAGGGCGGCAGCUCACAGUAAACUGGGCAAUUACACAGAGGCGACUGGUGACUGUGAGAGAGCCAUCGGGAUUGAUCCCACCUACAGUAAAGCGUAUGGACGGAUGGGUUUGGCUUUGACGGCCAUGAACAAAUAUCCAGAGGCCAUUUCCUACUUUAAGAAAGCGCUGGUUUUAGACCCCGACAACGACACGUACAAGUCCAACCUGAAGAUUGCAGAGCAGAAGCAAAAAGAAGCAACCAGUCCAGUAGCUGCUGGACUGGGCUUCGACAUGGCUAGUUUAAUAAACAACCCCGCCUUCAUUAGCAUGGCAGCAAGUGUGAUGCAGAACCAGCAAGUACAGCAGCUCAUGUCUGGGAUGAUGUCUAAUGCAGUGGGCGGUCCUGCAGCAGGAGUGGGCGGACUCUCAGACAUUUCCAGUUUGAUUGAAGCGGGACAACAGUUUGCCCAGCAGAUCCAGCAGCAGAACCCAGAGCUGAUCGAGCAGCUGAGGAACCACAUCCGGAGCCGCUCCUUCAGCGGCAGCGCCGAGGAACACUCAUGAUCGGCUCAGCCUGAAGGUUUUUCUUCCGAGGAAGGACAACCACAAGGCGCGAUUACAAUCUCUACACCCAUUUCUUAGAGCCCCGGCCUGGCAGGAAGGAGGAGACAAGGAUGGGGUUGAAGGCACUUUACUGUGACUCAAGGCUCACGAAAGGAGACUGAACCAUGACACAGAGCAUCCCACACAUUUAGGGCAAAAUAGAUCAGCACCUCAUCAUAAAGAAAAACAAAGAGAAGCAAGAAUGUGUUCAACCUUACUGACAGGACAGGAGUAGGUGAUUUUGGUUUUUGAGCUUUUACUGCAGAGAUCGGUUUUCACGUGUGGUAAAAAUACUUCCCUCUUGGUUUCACGAGCGUCUCUGUCUGCGAUGAGUCGAGGGCGAGGGAGGUUUGUACUUUUACAGCAUUUGCAGGGAACAUUCGCAGCUUUUUUUUCUCUCAUACACUACAGAGAAAAAUUUACUCUGUAUAUACUGCGUCUCGUUUGUCACUACUUUUGUAGACGAGACGGAACAACUCUUAUUCUUUCACUGGGACCAUUCAGUUCUUCAGAUCACGUCACUGCUUUUCAGUGAGAACGCCUUCACUUUUGAGGCAGCUGUGGAAGUGUAUCCCAGUGACUGCGGCCUGAGUUCUGUCGGAUUUUGCACUUUAGCG
Molecule: messenger RNA, 1654 nt
Organism: Solea senegalensis (Senegalese sole)
Lineage: Eukaryota; Metazoa; Chordata; Actinopteri; Pleuronectiformes; Soleidae
Gene: sgtb
Product: small glutamine rich tetratricopeptide repeat co-chaperone beta
Exons: 12
Coding region: 78-998 (306 amino acids)
Biological process (GO): post-translational protein targeting to endoplasmic reticulum membrane
Cellular component (GO): membrane; TRC complex
Molecular function (GO): molecular adaptor activity; protein binding
Source: RefSeq, a predicted model, not a curated record